GCCCCUUCCAGUUAGCGGUAGCGAAAUGUAAACCUGAGUGAUAAAACUCAUUACCAUUCGGAGUUGUCAGACCUGCAUGAACAGCCGCGAUGAUCAUAUAACAUGUCCUGUGAGAAGGAGAAAUCUCUUAAUGGCACGAGGAAGAAGCUCAAAAUAGUUGUUAUUGUGCAAGAAUGAAAAUAAGAUGUACCUAUCUACAUAAACUUCAGUACAGGUGCUACCUCAUCUUCCUGUCACUCCUAAUUGUGUGUCUGCUGAAGUUUGUCUACGUCAAGGUGACUGUGAAAAACAGCCUUUUCAUUGAGCCCUAUGGAAUCACCGCCGGUGCUUCCAGGAAUCAAGCACACAAAAACAUUGACUGCAGUGCAAUUUACAAACUGGAUCCAGUGGCGAUCGGGAAGGCUUUAGAAAUAAGGCGAAAAGAAGUUAUUACUUUGGAAGAUGAGAGUAUUGUGUCCUUAGCUUCAGACUGUCAGAGGUACAUUGUGCUGCGCGGAUAUGCAAAUAUCCCAAUAUCCAGUGAGGAGCGGCUCUUUCCUCUCGCUUACUCGCUGGUCGUGCACAAGGAUGCUCAUAUGGUGGAACGGAUGUUACGGGCAAUCUAUAUGCCUCACAACAUUUACUGCAUUCACUAUGACCAAAAAUCUUCCAGAAGCUUUAUAGCUGCUAUGGAGAACCUGUCCAAGUGUUUCCCAAAUGUUUUUGUGGCGUCCAAGUUGGAGUCGGUACAGUAUGCCCACAUCACAAGACUCAAGGCCGACCUUAACUGUCUGUCAGACCUUCUGCAGUCAGCGGUCAGGUGGAAGUAUGUUAUUAACAUGUGUGGCCAGGACUUCCCCCUGAGGUCGAACUUUGAGCUGGUGUGGGAACUGAAGCAGCUGCAGGGGGCCAACAUGCUGGAGACCAGCCGGCCCAGCGAGCUGAAGAAACAGCGCUUCUCCUUCCAGCAUGAGCUGAAGGCCGUGUCCUUCGAGUACCAGAAACUGCCCGUUAAGACCGCCCACCCCAAAGACCCGCCCCCUCACGGCAUUGAGAUGUUUAUUGGAAGUGCCUAUUUCAUCCUAUCACGUGACUUUGUGCGCCAUGUUUCCCAGAGCCCGGUGGCAAGGGACUUCCUGUCCUGGUCUGCAGACACGUACUCCCCUGAUGAGCACUUCUGGGCCUCGCUGGUGCGGUUGCCGGGGGUUCCGGGGGGGGUGCCCCGCUCCUCGCCUGACAUUACAGACCUGAUGAGCAAGACCCGGCUGGUGAAGUGGAGUUACCUGGAGGGGGCGCUGUAUCCUUCCUGCACGGGCGCUCACCUGCGCAGCGUCUGCGUCUAUGGUGCAGCAGAGCUGCGCUGGCUGCUGCAGUACGGACACUGGUUUGCCAACAAGUUCGACCCCAAAGUGGACCCUGUACUCAUUACGUGCUUGGAGGAGAAACUUGAAGAAAAACAGCGACACUGGGUUGACCUGCAGUCAAAAUGACUGGGGGUGGGUGGGUUUGAGGCAUUUUGGAUGUAUGAGAAAUUCAAUCUAUUAUCUGUGAGAAAAAAAAACAGAAUCAUCUGAUGCACUUUACGUUGAAGAUUUGGUUUCCGAUUAGAACAUUGACCUGCUUCAGGCCUCAAUCUUAGUCUAUCUGAGGAACCCUGCCAAACAGCAGGCAACAACAUUCUGAAAUGAACCUAAUGCAAGGUUAGAUAUUACCUGCAAUAACUGCUUGACACAUGAGUCUUGACACAUUGCAAGAAAUUUAAUUGUGCGAAUGUCUACCCUUUUUGUGCCUUGUAUUGUUUGUACCUUGUACUGAUAAAAUGGGUUAUCUCUUUUUGA
Molecule: messenger RNA, 1817 nt
Organism: Conger conger (European conger)
Lineage: Eukaryota; Metazoa; Chordata; Actinopteri; Anguilliformes; Congridae
Product: beta-1,3-galactosyl-O-glycosyl-glycoprotein beta-1,6-N-acetylglucosaminyltransferase 4-like
Exons: 3
Coding region: 174-1469 (431 amino acids)
Cellular component (GO): membrane
Molecular function (GO): acetylglucosaminyltransferase activity
Source: RefSeq, a predicted model, not a curated record